This is a messenger RNA of Pollicipes pollicipes, 822 nucleotides long. RefSeq names its product neurotrimin. The record is from RefSeq and is a predicted model, not a curated record. Bases 1 to 822 code for a protein of 273 amino acids. The transcript has 7 exons. Gene Ontology annotation, cellular component: neuron projection. Lineage: Eukaryota; Metazoa; Arthropoda; Thecostraca; Pollicipedomorpha; Pollicipedidae.
AUGGCCCGGCCGAGCGCACUGCUGCGCUGCGUCGUGGCCGUGGCCACGCUGGGCGCGGCUGUCGGCAGUACCCACGCCUCCCGAGAGCAGCGCCGAAGUAGCGACAUUGUCGUCUUGGAAAAGAUGAACAACGUGACAGUGCCCAUGGCUAGAGAGGCCAAGAUCACUUGUCGCAUCGCGAAUCUAGCCAAUCAUAAGGUGGCGUGGAUCCAGCGCAGCGGCGCCGCCGUGCUGGCCGUCCAGACGGAGCGCAUCGCGCCCGACCCGCGCAUCCGGGUAACGCAUGAGAACCGGCGUACCUGGCACCUGCACAUCCAGAGCGUGCGGCCCGGCGACCAGGGCUGGUACACCUGCCAGGUCAACACCUGGAACGUCACCGAGCAGCACGCCUUCCUCGAGGUCACAGUGCCGCCGGACAUUUCCAACGAGAGGAGCUCGAGCGAGGUGAAGGCGUUCGAGGGCGACAACGUGACGCUGAUCUGCCACGCGUCCGGUGUACCUCAGCCGAACGUGACCUGGCGGCGCGAGAACGACCUGCCGCUGCCGCUGAGGUCAUCAACACCAGUGUUCGCGAUGGACGGCGCUCGACUGGAGCUGGGCCGCGUCGACCGCGCCUCCUCCUCCGACUAUUUCUGCAUCGCCUCCAACGGGGUGCCGCCGGCCGUCAGCAAGCGGGUGCAGCUGCGAGUCAGCUUCAAGCCGGAGGUGGAGGCUGCGCGCGGCUCAGUGACCGCCGCCGCCGGCGCCAACGUGACGCUCGAGUGUCAGACCGAGUCGUAUCCGGCCGGGAUGCACUACUGGACGCGGCCGUCGAGGUGCUGA